Pisolithus orientalis is the source of this 2536-nucleotide messenger RNA. RefSeq lists its product as uncharacterized. Bases 259 to 2169 code for a protein of 636 amino acids. The record is from RefSeq and is a predicted model, not a curated record. Lineage: Eukaryota; Fungi; Basidiomycota; Agaricomycetes; Boletales; Pisolithaceae. The transcript has 5 exons.
GGUGGAAGUUAGAUGUUACUCCUUUUCUAUCCCUUAUUCGCUUUGGCUCCACUGUUUGCAAUUCGCUUUCUGUGUCUAGUUGCUAAUGCAAAAACGAUGUUCUCUUGAUCGUACUAUAAUGGCUGUACCAUAUGGUUCACUUGGAUCUUUUUUUAUAAUGCAUUCUCCCACUUGUGUAGCCCUUUAUCCAUGGACAGUCAUUGACGUGUCGCCACUAAAACUUCUAGGUUCAACCACGUAAAUGAAAACCAUGUACAUAUGGAGAGUAACUUCGGUGUUUGCGUGGAAUGCGGGUCUUUUGUCGAGUGCAAACAUGAUCGUGAUGGAGAGGACGGGCUGGCUGCCCGCGUACCACACUCUGCAACAAGCAUGCCCCCGCAAGGCGAUGAAAUCGACUAUCUCGAGAUGUGCACAAUUCGAUCGGUUCCCCCUCACAGCGAAGUGUUCAACACGUACGGCUCGUUAUCGAACGCGACCCUUCUCACUCGCUACGGUUUCAUGUUGCCAGAAAAUGAGUUUGAUGCCGUCAAGUUGGUAUUUGAACCACUGUCGCUCUCGGUAAACGCGUUGUUGCGUGUGAAGGAGUUUGGGUCAACAACUACCCUCACCAACGAGGGUCAUGCUGCCGUGGGACCCAGGAUCACCGCCGGAAGCCAUUUUGCCAGGAACGCGGCGGAUCGCAUCAAUUUUAUCGGUGGCGUGCACGAUGACAGUCUUAACGACAUGGAGCCAGGCACGACGGGUGUUGAUCACGACAUCACUAAUGGUGACCAUCGCUCCUCGAUGCCCGACCCUUUCAGUAGCGAUGAGGCACUGGAAGGUCACUCGGCACCCGAAGGGUUCGUGAAGAAGCGUGAAGAGGGUCACGACAUUGUUGAACGGUUUAUCCGCUUAUUUUCUUGCCUCGCACGUGUUUGGCGUACGGACGCCGCUUGGGACGAACGCGAUGACGGAUUCGUCUGCAACCCAGGUACAACGCGGCAGGUUACAUUCGGGAUUUCUGAUGGCGGCGGAGAGCUCCAUUUAGCUCACGAUCUUCUCGUGAACGCGGAUGGAAAACUGUCACACCUCCUUUGGUUGUUCUGCACCCUGGUUGCCAUCUUCUCUAGCCUGUCUGCCCUCGAUGCUGGCUUCCUAAACCUCCUGGAAAAAGUCGAGGCCGGAAAAUGUGAAGAUUUGUGCGCACUCGAUGACUUGAAACGAAGGCUAGUCCGAGUGCAGAGAUACACCGAGUACCUUUGCCGCAAGCUUGAAGGAGAUUUAGAUGAGGAAGAGCAAGUGGGAGAUAACGGCGACUCCUCGCCGACUGGUUCUUACUUCUUUCGUGCAGACCCAUUAGGUGACAAGCCUAGUCAUGAUGCCCACGAUGCCGACAGUACGAGGCUAUCAAUGGAUGUUAGUCGUUACGUUCAAGCAAAGAACGAAGACGAACCAAAGCCCUGCUUACGUAAAAAGAUCCCUCCGAUGCACCUAUUCGGCGAGGCAGCCCGCCGCUCAAACGAUUUAUCAAUAACAUCAUCACUGCCCGCUGCCGCUAUCACAGACGCAGGCUGGGGCAUGCGAACAAGCUCGGCAUCCUCAGUAUUGGUCUUCUCAUGUGGAAAAUCUGUGAGAGGCACAGACCUCCAACCUGACCCGUCGGAAGGGAGUACCGCGACAAGGGCGCAGAACCCAGUGCCCAGGUUCCGCGGGGAUGAAAGGUCAAGUAAACGCCCUCAGGGACUGAACGACCUUCUUAGUGCAUACGCCGACUCGUCUGAUGCAGAAGAUGACCCUGACCAUCCAGGGAACUGUUAUGCCUCAAUGGAAACCGCUGACACGUUGGUAGACUCUGAGGAUUCUCCAGCUCUCCGGAUACCCAGGGACGAGAGCACCUCAAUGAACUUGGGAAAAUGUGAGGCGGCCGAAGAUCAUCGCAUGGCACUCAGCCUCGCACACGUGGUGGUCCAUCUAUGCCAUAGGCGAUAUAAUCCUCCAAUGGUAAAGAGGGGACAGCGCGGCGUUGGAGCCAGCGCUGCAGAACUCGGGGAUAUCCUUGAUGAUACACCAACGUGGAUGUGGCGCACGCGAAGCGCGCUUCUUCUUGCCAUGACGGAGCGGUCCGUGUUGGAAAGUUGCGCAGCUCGUUGGAGUGUUGUUCUCGGAGAAGAAGUGGAAGAGCGUAUAUAACGGAUCGACUCCGAGUCUGGGCUCAUCAUAUGGCCCAACUAUCUGGUCACUGACGUGAUGAAACGACCCGGAGUGCUGUAUGACCGGAGAAGUUUCUGUUGGCAAGGAAGGGAACGUGGCGAUUAUGAUUUGGAAGAACGAUUAGGGUACGCAGGAAUCCGUGUGUGCAUCGGCCCAUCAUAAUACCGCAUCUCCACGCUGCAUGGGGUCAGAUACACGUGGCCAGGAGGUCGGUGUUCUGAAAGGUAAUCGGAUCAUCGCACCAUGGAUAUCGCAAUACUUGUGUGGUACUCAUUUCUGUGUACAAUCCUGAGGCCUGAAGUAACGGCUUGAUAGCUGGGUCAUCCAUAUAGCGAAUGUAGUGAGC